Molecule: messenger RNA, 537 nt
Organism: Amphibalanus amphitrite
Lineage: Eukaryota; Metazoa; Arthropoda; Thecostraca; Balanomorpha; Balanidae
Product: MICOS complex subunit Mic10-like
Exons: 4
Coding region: 67-357 (96 amino acids)
Cellular component (GO): mitochondrion; MICOS complex; mitochondrial inner membrane
Source: RefSeq, a predicted model, not a curated record
AAUUUUGGCUGCUCCCUGUGGUUUGUCAUUUUCUUUCACCUUGACUUGGCCGAACAGGGGGCAAAAAUGGCGGGGGCGGAUGUAAGGUCGGAAGACCUAUUGGGAGAAAAAUGGGAUAAAUGUGUAGCGGAUACCAUUGUCAAAAUCGGUGGUGGCCUGGCAGUUGGUGCAGUCUUCUCAUUAAUGUUCUUCAAACGGAGAGCGUGGCCGCUGACGUUCGGUCUCGGCGCCGGCGUCGGCAUGGGGUACGCCAACUGCCAGCGCAGCUUCGACGAGCCCUACCUGAUCCGGGCAGACCGCGUCAAGGUGAUCCGGCCCAUACAGGCGGAGGAAGCGGGGCCCGACACGCUCGGUUAGUGCCCGCUGCUGCCCCGCCCGCCCCCUAGUGUACAGCGCGUCUCUGCCCCGGGGGUAACUCGGAGAGGGCCCAACGGCUCCAUGUGAUCAGCUACCCCGUGAGAAAUGUCGAAUAUAUGCCGUCUGAUCGUGAACGAAACAGAGCGAAAUGCCAAUACAUGUGUCGCGCCAGUGAGGAAA